AUGUAAAAUUUGAAAUAAUAUAUACAUACAGGGGCGGUAUAGGAUUCGAACCCCCGAUAUCACUGCUAAGACCCUCCGACUCGCCCACUCGAGCCGCUUAGCCCUUUUUAAAUUGGUGAUGAAGGUGCAUCAGGUUUAGGUUCUGCUUUAGCAAAUUGCAUUAAUCUCUCAAAUUUGACCCUUGAUCUUUAUAGCAAUUAAAUUGGUGAUGAAGGUGCAUCAGGCUUAGGUUCUGGUUUAGCAAAUUGCAUUAAUCUCUCAAAUUUGACACUUGAUCUUUAAUAGAAUUAAAUUGGUAAUGAAGGUGCAUCAGGCUUAGGUUCUGCUUUAGCAAAUUGCAUUAAUCUGUCAAAUUUGAAACUUAAUCUUAGCUGGAAUUAAAUUGGUGCAAUGGGUACAUCAGGCUUAGGUUCUGCUUUAGCAAAUAGAAUUAAUCUCUCAAAUUUAACACUUGAUCUUAGCUAAAAUUAAAUUGGUGCAAUGGGUACAUCAGGCUUAGGUUCUGCUUUAGCAAAUUGCAUUAAUCUCUCAAAUUUGACACUUAAUCUUUAUAGGAAUUAAAUUGGUAAUGAAGCUGCAUCAGGCUUAGGUUCUGCUUUAGCAAAUUGCAUUAAUCUCUCAAAUUUGACACUUUAUCUUAGCUCAAUAAAUGUAUAAUAAAAAUUCAAAGUAAAAAGCAAGUGUCUUAAAUCAAAAAGAUUAGUUGUCUUUAAAAUACUAUUAUGGUGAUAAACAACUGGCGAAAAAAGGAAUAAUAAAUAUUAAAUGUUUGAAUAAUAGUUUAUAUUUUAUUACAUAAUAUUUUGAAAAUGUUUAUUUAAACUAAAAUAUAAAUAAAUAAAUAAAUAAAUAAAUAGAUAGAUUUUAUUAUUGAUUUUAUA
This is a messenger RNA of Tetrahymena thermophila SB210, 881 nucleotides long. RefSeq names its product cyclic nucleotide-binding domain protein. Gene Ontology annotation, biological process: nucleocytoplasmic transport; activation of GTPase activity. The transcript has 8 exons. Gene Ontology annotation, molecular function: GTPase activator activity; small GTPase binding. Gene Ontology annotation, cellular component: perinuclear region of cytoplasm; cytosol; nucleus. Lineage: Eukaryota; Ciliophora; Oligohymenophorea; Hymenostomatida; Tetrahymenidae. The record is from RefSeq and is a predicted model, not a curated record.